AUGUCAGUCAUUGAUGAUAGAAACACAGCGGUUCCUAUGAGCAGAUCCUUAUCGAGAAGAUCGCCAAGUAUCUUGGUAACAGAUGCACGUUCUAACAAGAAUCGUCCGUCUGCACCCUUUGCGGGCCAUGCUGCCGGUAUGAGGAACGUAAGUUCAGUGCCAAGAUCUGCGGCUAGCUCAGGCGGGAAAACAGACUCUAAAGGAAGUAGAGUACGAAGAAGAGGAUACGAUAUGCAUGGAGACAAGAAAUCCAUUAGUAGUCGCUUCAGCGAUGUGUCUAUGGAUAACCUUUUAUUGGAUGUCAGUGAUGUUCCGUCAGGUAGACGUCAGGAACGUUUAUCUACAUCCUCAUAUGACAUGUUUCCUCGAAAUAGGCAAAGAGGAACUCAUAUCACCAAAAUGAUCAAUCCUUUACCGACAAGAACUUCUAAGACGUCUCAGAAACUUGUGUUGAUUCCGGAUGAAGCCCAUGACAGUAGAAAUAUAAACCAGUUUAGAAAGCGUGCAAAUAAAACUCAGAGAGCGAAAUCAAGUUCUAAGACCAAAAUGGAUAAAGAAGUUGAUCUACCGAGAAUAACAGCAUACAAUGUUGCUGAGGGAUUCAACCUAUCUUUAACCUCAACCUUCAUGAAGCAGACCCAUGAUGUACUACCAAGGUUAUACGACGAAUGUUUAUACGUACCGUAUACUCUUCCCUUAUUGCCUGGCAAGGAUGGUUUCAGAAUUAAAUCAAACAUAUCAAAAAAGACCCAAGGAGGUAAGUCAAUCAUUGACUAUUUAAUAGAUACCAGCGAGAGAAGAGAUCAUCAUUAUGAAUAUUUUUCGGGAGUCGAAACGCUUGAAGAUGUUAACAAUAACUACGAGUUAGACGAAGGGGGAGUAACAAAUAAUUUAAAUGCCGAGAAUACACCAGAUCAUCUACCGAAUCCGCCAGUCAAUACUUCUGUGUCCUUCGACCCAAGUGAGCCACAAUAUUUUGCUGAGGAGAAUAAUGCAGAAGCGGAACUGGAGGCUUUCAAUGAGAUUAAUGGUAAAACUUCAUUAUUUCAACAGCAACAUGCGGAAAUCUUCAUAUUCAGUUAUGGUGUAGUUGUGUUCUGGAAUUUCACUGAAAUUCAAGAAAAAAACAUCCUAGGUGACAUCUCGUUUUCAUCUUAUAAGAACAUGGUGCUGAAACCUUUAGAUGAACAAGAUAUCGAGAUUGAAAGCUUCCAUUUCGAAUAUGACAUGGAUACGGAAAGACCUCGUAUUUUUAAUGACAUAGUGACUUUGAGGUCCGGAGACCACUUAACAGCCUUAACAUUGUCCCAUGCCAUAGCUCAAUCGGUCAAACUAUCGAGAUUUGAAGCGCGCAUAGUUCCGAUCUUCGGGUCAGUCUCUAAAUUGCCUAAAAGACUUGCUUUGUAUGGUACCUUGGGGUUGAAAAGGGAACAAUUAUUGAAGAAAUCAGGUAAGCUAUUCAAGUUACGCGUCGAUGUUAACCUAUCAUCCAGUGUACUUGACACCCCAGAGUUUUUCUGGUCCUUUGAACCAAGUUUGCACUCUUUGUAUCAAGCAAUGAGAGAAUAUUUAGAAAUUGAUCCUCGUGUUCAAGUUUUAAACGAUCGUUGUAAAGUAUUUUUAGAGUUUUUCGAUAUAUGUGUCGAUUCAAUUGCUGAACGGAAUAUGGCCCGUAUCACCUGGUGGUUUAUUACAAUCAUAUUCAUCAGCGUUUUGAUUUCCAUUGUGGAAAUUUUGGUACGCUAUUUCAUUAUUAAGAAACACACUGGUACAUAA
Messenger RNA from Kluyveromyces lactis, 1776 nucleotides. It is a transcript of the gene RMD8, whose product is annotated as Rmd8p. Bases 1 to 1776 code for a protein of 591 amino acids. Lineage: Eukaryota; Fungi; Ascomycota; Saccharomycetes; Saccharomycetales; Saccharomycetaceae. The transcript has a single exon. The record is from RefSeq and is a predicted model, not a curated record.